Messenger RNA from Pyricularia pennisetigena, 1611 nucleotides. RefSeq lists its product as uncharacterized. The record is from RefSeq and is a predicted model, not a curated record. Bases 1 to 1611 code for a protein of 536 amino acids. Gene Ontology annotation, molecular function: NAD+ binding. The transcript has a single exon. Lineage: Eukaryota; Fungi; Ascomycota; Sordariomycetes; Magnaporthales; Pyriculariaceae.
AUGGACGACUAUGAUGGCGCAAUGGACCGCCACACUCCCCAAGCGUCAUCAACACUGGACCAAGUUGCACGCUAUAUCCUCGCCGACUCUGGCUCUCCGCCCGGCAUCAUUGUUCUCGCCGGCGCCGGCAUCAGCACCUCGGCGGGGAUCCCAGACUUUCGCUCGCCCAAAACAGGACUGUACGACAACCUCGCCCGCUUCAACCUCGACAGCCCCACCGAUGUCUUUGACAUCGAUUUCUUCCGCACAAACCCGCAACCCUUUUACUCCUUGGCGCCGGAGCUCUACCCUGGCCGGUAUGCACCCACCAUCUCACAUGCAUUCGUGGCCCUUUUAGCCCGCAAGGGGCUGCUGGCCAUGCUAUUUACGCAGAACAUUGACGGCCUCGAAAAGGCGGCCGGUGUGCCGCCGGAACUUGUCGUCGAGGCCCACGGCAGCUUCGACUCGCAGCGGUGCGUCGACUGCGCGCAAGAAUUCCCCGCCUCAGACAUGCGCGCCCACGUUGCCGCGUCCAGGGUUCCACGCUGUGGACAGUGUGGCGGGCUGGUCAAGCCGGAUAUAGUCUUCUUUGGCGAGCGGCUGCCGGACAGGUUCUUUCGCGAAAGGGAAGCCCACCUGCCAGACCUGGAAGAUGAACCGAUCCCCGACGCUUUGUGGGGUCCUCGCGCCCGGCAGGUGAUCAUCGUGAUGGGAACGAGCCUCCGGGUGCCGCCGUUUUGUGAGCUUCCGGUCAGGGCCGCGGACGGGGUGCCGAGAGUCUUGUUCAACCGGGAGGUGGUGGGGGAUUUUGGGGAGAGGGAAGAGGAUGUUAUCGAGCUUGGAGACUGCGAUUCCGGGGUCAGGAAGCUGGCGGAGAUGCUGGGCUGGGGGGUCGAGCUCGAGGUUGAGUGGCGGAGGGUGGUGGGCAACGAGGAGGCAGAGAGGCAGCUUGUGCGGGCUGCUGCUGCUGCCGCUUCCUAUCCCACCUUGGUGAUGGACGAUGGAAUGUCGGAAGAGAGAUCUGACAUGUCCGAAUCUGCCUCUGAUGAUGAGGAGGAUUUAAUGAGUGAUGACGAAGAUGGGAAUCAUGAGGUCAACGAUUUUAGCAGCUCAUCACUUGGGGCUGUCGCCACGCCGCUCACCCUGGACAGCACCUACUACAACCCAAUUCAGGAUCAAAUGGUUCAUAUCUCUUCGAGCUUACCAUCGGGCUCCUUGCCGGCAGACCUUUCCUGCCUUGUACCACCAGUCGAAGGGCAUUUCCUCGGCUCACUUGACCAUCAUGACAACUUUCUCGUCGAUCCAAUCGGCACACGGCAAGCACAACCAACUGAUUCCUCAGACCAUAAUCAGGCGAUGCUGGAUACCAUUCCAUUACCACAUGUGCACACGGGGAGUCUUUCAGCUGAGGGCGACCCAACAAACCAGAAUCCUGUGCAUGAUGUCAGAAACCCUGACAUUGCUGACCCCAACCGCGCCUCAAACGAAGUUAUCAAAAGCACCGGACCGUUCCAUCUUUCCGAGUCGCGGGUCCAGGCCGAGGGCAGUGCCGGUCCAGAUCCUAUGAGCAUGUUUACCUGGCAUGACGAUCCUGGCUUCUGGGGUGAAUGGUCUGGGCCGGGGGAUCCUUGA